AUCAAGAAAAUAAUCGAGGUUUUAUUAGCAAUUUCUGUGAAUUUAACGCAGUCGUUGCAUAUAUCUCGAAAAGUUAGCUAUCCGCCGUUCAAAUUCUCCGUAAAAAAGGACCGACACAAGAAAUGACUUUGAAACGGAUUUACAAUUUGAAAAAUCAAAGAAUCACCCAAUAUCAUGAUGAUAUACUGAAAACGUGUUUAUGUGUGUUACUGAUUCUAUUGGCCAUUUGUGGAUUAAUUCUAGCAACGGUAUAUAUUGUCAAAAAUACUCAAUCGAUCUCCGAAGAACAGAAGGGUGAAGUCAGCUAUCACGACAGUGGAAAUCAAGAAACUUUAGAAUCCAAUAAAAGACGCACUGUCCGUCCGAAUACCAAAAAUGACUUCUUUCUGACUAGUGUCGAAGGAAAUGCAGUUACUUCAUCAAAUACUAUUGAAUACACUUCAACAACCAUUGAGUCGCCACUGUCUACUUCAACGGCAUCAUCGAAAGAUGUUCCGCCUCGAUUUUUGGUUGUCAAUACCAUCAGUUCAGUCGGAGCUUCCAAUUCAGAUUAUUAUUCGGCAGCAGGUUCGACUACUGACUAUGUUGAAGUAACAACAAAUGACCUUGACAAAAGCUCCACUGGCAAGCAGUUGACACUAGCCGAUUUCAAUGAUAAAGAAUCAAUCACACUAGACGAUGACUAUAUCGAUGCUUAUAUUCUAUUAUCCAACCAAGGACCGUCGGAUCCUACUACAAAUGAAAAUAGCACACCGAAACGUAGCAUAGAAUUGCAAGAGGAACAUCAGACAUGUACAUCGGACUCUUGCAAACAGUCCACGAGUAGGAUGCUCGCACUUGUGAACCAUACUGCAGAACCGUGUGACGAUUUCUAUUCGUAUGCCUGCGGUGGUUUUGUCAUCAAUCAUUUUGAAGAAAUUACGGUGAAUGACAGAGUGUUGGAAAAGUUGCCAGAUAUUUCGACGCUUGAUGUUGCUGUGCCCUACAAAAAAUUGUAUCGAGAUUUCCUAGUCAGUUGCACUAACUAUAAAAACGGUAGAGAUUUACCGAAAGUUGCGAAGUUGAUGUACGAUCUAUGCGUGGAUCACAAGGACAAUUUGACUGAUUUUAUCGCUGAUAUUAUAAUGCUUCACCCUCAAAAAACGUUAUCCAGGCUAUUGCCCUUAUUCGACGUUGUGAUGGAAGUGGGACCACAAAAAACAUUGAUACCAAUGGUUAGUCUACCGAAGUUAAAAUCCCCUCUUUCUGAAGAUGACAAGGAGAUGUACGAACGAUCCUGUCGAAAGUUAACUGAAAUGGCGACAAUAGAGAGAAAUAAGACAAUAAUUCAGGAAACGUACAAGACGUGCAUUGAAAAUGAAUACUUGAAGAGCCUCCAAGAAUCGAUUAUUAGACUGCAAAUUUUCGAACAUUUACCGGACUACAACACAAAGAAACAAGCAAUUACAUAUACUAUUCGAUUCAUCAAAGAGAACAUCCUUGAACAAUUUGGGUCUAUAUCGGCUGGUGAGCUGAGAAACGCUAAACAGGAAACAGUCGCUGUGAAUUGGUUAAACUCAGCUUAUCCUGAGAUUGAAUGGAAUGCAUUGUUUGAAAGGCUUUUCGGAGCAGAGGUAGCCAAAAAUAUUACCGAAGUUCGAAUGACCCAUGUUGCUUAUUUGGUGAAAAUAUUUGAAUUCUACAAGAGUCAUUCAUUCAAGGACAUCAAGACCAGUAUUUUAUCGAUGAUGAGUGUUGACUUUAACUUGGAUUUUAUUGAACCACAUUCAACCGAUCACUACAAAUAUUGUACGACUACAGCCACAAAGUUGAUGCCAGACAUUGCUUCGAUGUUGUAUUUAGAAACAUUUAGUUCUGCAGACAUUCUAAAUGCGGAACAGAAAUUGGAACAAAUGUUCGAUCAACUAGUUCUCACAUUCAACGCCACGCUGAACGAAAAUAUCUGGGUGAAUGAGAAUGUGCGAGAGGAGGUGUCCAUGAAAAUAUCGGAACUGAAUCUGAUGACGAACCCAUACCAAGGUUUUGCUCGUUUUAAUGAAAAUUAUCAUAAACUGUACAGCGAAGUUAACAUCUCCGCGACUGAUUAUGUUUCAAAUGUUAUUGCCCUGAAACAGAUCGGAAGACGACGAAUGUAUAGUACAAUUGGUCAGUCAGUGAUCUCACCAGAAAUUAUUUGGAAUCAUUUAGCGUGGCCAAUAUCCAGUUCUCCUAUACGGAUAACAGAAACAACUACCAUUGUUCUACCGACAAGUUUGAUAGCACCAUUCACUACCGAGUCACAAAAAAUUGAGGAAUUUUCCACGAUUGGAUUCCAAGUUUCCCAGGAGAUAUCUCGUUUCCUUUACACCGAUCACACCUCAAAACUUUUUGUAAACGAGAAUGAAGACUUUAAGGCCAAUAUGGAAAUUCACCUAGAAGAUCCAGCCUAUUCGAAGAAGCCGAACAUUUAUGGAAUACAACUCAAUGACGAGGACAUAAAUGCAUCUCAACGGUCUCGUUUCGUCGAUGACGUAGCAUUACGUGUUACCUUCGAUGCUUAUGACCAAUAUCAAUCGCCCUUCGACAAACUGAUGCCUUGGACGAAUGACUCAAUUUCCAAAAUGUUUUACAUCAUUGCUAGCCAACAAUUUUGUAGCGCCAAGAAAUCGUCCGUCGAAAUUGCAAUAGAUCUGAUUCAUAACGAAAAUUUGCCGAAUUAUUUUCGAAUCAAUUCGAUGAUGAUGAAUUCAGAAAGUUUUUUGAGUGUUUUUGAAUGCCAAAGCGGACCCUAACUUGUAAGGGGUGUGGUUUUCAAAUUUUAUUGUACAUGGUUUGGCUAGAGCUAAAGAUUACUUUUGGUCAGGACAUUAAUUAAAUGAUAAGCUUU
This is a messenger RNA of Bradysia coprophila, 2866 nucleotides long. RefSeq names its product endothelin-converting enzyme homolog. Gene Ontology annotation, cellular component: plasma membrane. Gene Ontology annotation, molecular function: metalloendopeptidase activity. NCBI's taxonomy places the organism in Eukaryota, Metazoa, Arthropoda, Insecta, Diptera, Sciaridae. Gene Ontology annotation, biological process: protein processing. The record is from RefSeq and is a predicted model, not a curated record.